GCGUCUCCGCCUUCGCGACGAGGACCCGGGAGGGCGUUGAGCGCGCUCCCCGCGGCCCCGGAAUGACUUCUCCGGGCUCUCCGCUGGCGCCUCUGCUGCUCCUCUCUCUGCACGGUGUCGCAGCUUCCCUGGAAGUCUCUGAGAGUCCUGGGAGUAUCCAGGUGGCCCGGGGCCAGACGGCAGUCCUGCCCUGUACCUUCACUACCAGUGCUGCCCUUAUUAACCUCAAUGUCAUUUGGAUGGUCAUUCCUCUCUCCAAUGCGAACCAACCUGAGCAGGUCAUCCUGUAUCAGGGUGGACAGAUGUUUGAUGGUGCCCCCCGGUUCCAUGGUAGGGUAGGAUUUACAGGCACCAUGCCAGCCACCAACGUCUCUAUCUUCAUUAAUAGCACUCAGCUCUCAGAUACAGGCACCUACCAGUGUUUGGUCAACAACCUUCCAGAUAGAGGGGGCAGAAACAUUGGGGUCACCGGUCUCACAGUUUUAGUUCCCCCUUCUGCCCCACACUGCCAAAUCCAAGGAUCCCAGGAUAUCGGCAGCGAUGUCAUCCUGCUCUGUAGCUCAGAGGAAGGCAUCCCUCGGCCAACUUACCUUUGGGAGAAGUUAGACAAUACCCUCAAACUACCUCCAACCGCCACUCAGGACCAGGUCCAGGGAACAGUCACCAUUCGGAACAUCAGUGCUCUGUCUUCAGGCCUGUACCAGUGCGUGGCUUCAAAUGCCAUCGGAACCAGCACCUGUCUGUUAGAUCUCCAGGUUAUUUCACCCCAGCCCAGGAGCAUUGGACUAAUAGCUGGAGCCAUUGGCACUGGUGCAGUUAUUAUCAUUUUUUGCAUUGCACUAAUUUUAGGGGCAUUCUUUUACUGGAGAAGCAAAAAUAAAGAGGAGGAGGAAGAAGAAAUUCCUAAUGAAAUAAGAGAGGAUGAUCUUCCACCUAAAUGUUCUUCUUCUGCCAAAGCAUUUCACACCGAGAUAUCCUCCUCAGAGAACAACACAUUGACCUCUUCCAAUACCUACAACAGUCGAUACUGGAGCAACAAUCCAAAAGUUCCCAGGAACACGGAGUCAUUCAACCACUUCAGUGACUUGCGCCAGUCUUUCUCUCUCCACUCAGGCAAUGCCAACAUCCCAUCCAUAUAUGCUAAUGGGACCCACCUGGGCCCAGCUCCACAUAAGACUCUGGUAGUGACAGCCAACAGAGGGUCAUCCCCGCAGGUCAUGCCCAGGAGCAAUGGCUCAGUCAGCAGGAAGCCUCGGCCUCAACACACACACUCGUACACUGUCAGCCAAGCAACACUAGAGCGAAUUGGUGCGAUCCCUGUCAUGGUGCCAGCCCAGAGUCGGGCCGGCUCCCUGGUAUAGUACCUGAGUGGAUAGAGCGUUCAGAAAAGAAUCAGUGGAGUACCCCAUGCAGAGGGAGGGCGGGGUGAGCAAGUGCUGGGAAAGAAGUGCUUUCCUUAUAAGGAUACUAGUAAAAAAGCACAAAGGAAAAGGCAAUGCUGUUUGUUACCUGGCCAGUGAAAUUUGUGAAAUGAACUGGAAUUCUUCAUCUUGAAGACUCGUUUCCCCACCACAGAUGUUCCAGCAUUCUAUUCAAAAAACUGGUUCUCAUAGAUGUGCCCAGCCAAGGAAAAAGAUACAAGAGCAGACUAGCACUUAAAACCCAAACUGCAGUCCAGAUGGGCUUGUUCUUUAAUUCAUGCCUAACUUAAUAAUUUUUGAAGAGACUCAAGUGCCAGGUGAAGUUUAAAUAAUGAAAUUAUUUAAAAAUAUAAUUAUCUUUCAAAAAAAUAAUGAGCAACCCUGGGAUCAUCACGGUUCCCUUGUUAUCUAGAGGACUUAGUGGCAUGAAUGGUUCAUAUCGGUCCCAAGAGGGCUGGCUCUUGUAUCCUAGAAUCAAAACUUUUUUACGCAAACAAAAUUUGGUAAGAAAUUGGGGAAAACAAAAGAAACUUCUCUGAGAAGCCCCUUCCUAUUUAUUUAUUUAUGUGUUCCUAAACCAUGAAUUUCAUAUUUGGAAUAUUGCUAUAUGACAGAUUCUUGCCUGUCUGCAUUUUUCUAGGGUCUGUUCUGGGUCCGUGACAAUUAUUGUUCAUUAUUUCCUGGAAAAAUAUUUUUUUAAAAGAAAACUCUUGUGGGUUUUUUGUUUUUUGUUUUU
Molecule: messenger RNA, 2157 nt
Organism: Enhydra lutris kenyoni (northern sea otter)
Lineage: Eukaryota; Metazoa; Chordata; Mammalia; Carnivora; Mustelidae
Product: immunoglobulin superfamily member 11
Exons: 7
Coding region: 63-1361 (432 amino acids)
Biological process (GO): homophilic cell-cell adhesion
Cellular component (GO): cell-cell junction
Molecular function (GO): ionotropic glutamate receptor binding
Source: RefSeq, a predicted model, not a curated record